Chlorocebus sabaeus (green monkey) is the source of this 1283-nucleotide messenger RNA. Its product is annotated as succinate dehydrogenase cytochrome b560 subunit, mitochondrial-like. Gene Ontology annotation, biological process: tricarboxylic acid cycle; mitochondrial electron transport, succinate to ubiquinone. Gene Ontology annotation, molecular function: electron transfer activity. Gene Ontology annotation, cellular component: respiratory chain complex II (succinate dehydrogenase); membrane. NCBI's taxonomy places the organism in Eukaryota, Metazoa, Chordata, Mammalia, Primates, Cercopithecidae. The record is from RefSeq and is a predicted model, not a curated record.
UAAGGUGAUCCACUAGCCCUGGCCUCCCAAAGUGUUGGGAUUACAGGUGUGAGCCACUGUGCCCGGUCUGACAUUGUUUUAAUAGCAGUAAGUGGUCACCCUGUGCUUUAGUCCUAUAAUUUAAGGCCUAUGUACAUAUAAUUGCUCCAAAGCCCAUAAAAACUAUAUUAAAGGAUAUUCUAUAAAACAAUGGGCAUGGACUCUUCCAAUGAUAUAAAAGACAAAAAGCCUAGGAAACUGUCUAAAUUAAAGGAGAUUAAAGAGAUAUAACAACUAAAUGUGGAACCCAAGAUGGCUGCACUCUUGCUGAGACAUGUUGGUCGACAUUGCCUCCGAGCCCACUUUAGCCUUCAGUUCUGUAUCAGAAAUGCUGUUCCUUUGGGAACCACGGCCAAAGAAGAGACGGAGCGGUUCUGGAAUAAGAACACAGGUUUAAACCGUCCCGUAUCUCCCCACGUCACUAUCUACAGUUGGUCUCUUCCCAUGGCGAUGGCCAUCUGCCACCAUAGCACUGGUACUACUUUGAGUGCUGAUGUGGGACCUAGGAAAAGGCCUGAAGAUUCCCCAGCUAUACCAGUCUGGAGUGGUUGUCCUGGUUCUUACUGUAUUGUCCUCUGUAGGGCUGGCACCCAUAUGAAGAAUGGAGGUUCCCAGCAUCAUCUUCCUACGCAUUAUUACAUUCACCCAUCUUUCUGUUUGUCACUCUUAUCUCCAGCCUGGGAAAAGUUCUCCUUAUUUGUUUAGAUCCUUUGCGCUUUCAGAUUCCCUUGGAGCAGUAGAGUACCUUGUAGACUACAAUAGUGGAAAAGGGUCUAGUUUUCUCCUUGUUUCUAAAGAUGGGGUGGCUGCAAAAACUUUUUUGCCCACAGCUUGCCUACUCCUGGGACUAGAAGCAGUUAAUUCUCUUUCCAUAUUGGACUUUGAUUUGUGCUGAGGGUCAGCUUUUGGCUCCUUCUUCCUGAAACAGUGGAAACAAUACCAGCUCUGUGGCUUCUGCCCUGGGGACUGGGGAUGAGGCUUUGGGUCCCACUGCCUGUGGGCUACUGGCUUAAAGGACAGUUCUGUUCAUUGGUGAGAGCCCAGGCCAUUAACACCUAUGCAGUGUUAUUGAAAGAAGAGAGAUGAGGGUGGAGGGGAAUUAGUCUAUCCCAGCUAGAGGGAGAUAAAGAGGGCUAGUUAGUUCUUGGAGCGGCUGCUUUGAGGAGGAAAUAUAUAUAUAGCUUUUGACACAAGAGGAAGAUCCAGAAAAUUACAAAAAAUCCAGCUAAUUUUUUGUAUUUUUA